AUGUCUAUGCAGCACAUUGAUUACUCACCAAAGUUUAUGAAAUUCUUCAUUAUUGCUGUUUGCGCUAUUGCAGCCGUAUCGGCUGAUGUCUCCCAUUUGACUGGCCAUGGCUACAAUUACGACAAACCCUCUCCAGUUUUUGAUGUGCCACAACAGGCUCCCUCUUAUCAGCAACAACAGUCUGCUCCUGCACCUUCCAACGAAUACUUGCCUCCUCAACCUCAAUACCAAGCACCAGUUCAUCAUCAAGAGCUCUCAGCUCCUAUCCCAGCCCCUGCUCCUACCAACGAAUAUUUGCCUCCCCAGCCUCAAUACUCCGCACCAGCUCCAGUUUAUCAACAACAGCUUUCUGCACCUAUACCAGCCCCAGCUCCUUCCAACGAAUACUUGCCUCCUCAGCCUCAAUACCAAGCCCCAGUUCAUCAUCAAGAACUGUCAGCUCCUAUUCCAGCUCCAGCUCCUUCCAAUGAAUACUUGCCUCCUCAGCCUCAAUACCAAGCUCCAGUUCAUCAUCAAGAACUCUCAGCUCCCAUCCCAGCUCCUGCACCCUCCAACAAAUACUUGCCUCCUCAACCUCAAUACCAAGCCCCAGUUCAUCAUCAAGAACUCUCAGCACCCAUCCCAGCUCCUGCACCCUCCAACGAAUACUUGCCUCCUCAACCUCAAUAUCAAGCCCCAGUUCAUCAACAGCAAUUGUCGGCACCCAUCCCAGCCCCUGCACCCUCCAACGAAUACUUGCCUCCUCAGCCACAAUACUCUGCCCCAGCUCCUGUCUACCAACAACAACUCUCCGCUCCCAUCCCAGCUCCCACCAACGAAUACUUACCUCCUCAGCCACAAUACUCUGCUCCAGCUCCCGUCUACCAGCAACAACAGUCUGCACCAGCUCCAUCCAACGAAUACUUGCCCCCCACCCACCAGCACCAUCAACAACAACAUCAUCAUGAGCAUCAUCAUGAAUCUCAAAGCCAAGCUGGUGGCUACCAUUACGAUGCUCCCGCUAAACGUUUCCGUUACCGUUAUCGUUUCUUGUAA
Calliphora vicina (urban bluebottle blowfly) is the source of this 1035-nucleotide messenger RNA. RefSeq lists its product as uncharacterized. Bases 1 to 1035 code for a protein of 344 amino acids. The record is from RefSeq and is a predicted model, not a curated record. NCBI's taxonomy places the organism in Eukaryota, Metazoa, Arthropoda, Insecta, Diptera, Calliphoridae. The transcript has 2 exons.